This is a messenger RNA of Tuber aestivum (summer truffle), 2011 nucleotides long. The record is from the annotation of a GenBank genome assembly. NCBI's taxonomy places the organism in Eukaryota, Fungi, Ascomycota, Pezizomycetes, Pezizales, Tuberaceae.
AUGAAUUUAAGAACCGUUGCGAAUGAUGCUGGCUUUGAGGCCAGUGUGUGACUUUAAGAUGCAAAUCUUCUCUCUGAUUCUUUCCCUCUUCUUCAUCGUUAUUAAUUUUGUUGAAGGGGGCUAAUUGCUAAUGGUUAUUCUCAGAUGUUUAUUUCGCGGGCCCUCCUCUUCCGCUUAACCUUCACCUGCCGACAAUUUACUCCCCUAAUAGCCCGACGUUUCAAGCGUUCCUUAGUAGCCUCCAGGCCAGAUCUCCAGCCCUCGGCGCGUCGAAAAAACCUCCAGGAUAGCAAUGUGCCUCUCUACCCGUGCAUCGACAGCCAGGGCAUGAACGUAAAGAGCGUAGCCGAGAUACGCAGGGAGUAUGGGCGUAUCGUUGCAACUGGUGGGGGAGGCGAUGAGAGUGUGUCAAUUGAGCAAUUGGUGACCGUAAGAGGUGGGUUUUCAUCACCACCGCCAACACGUUGUUGGGGGAGGAAUUUUGUGCCUGUAUUUAUUGUUUAUUGUAAUAAUGAGAUUGGGUUUUCCGUUACGCUUCGAAGGCAGAAUCAGGAAUUACCGGGAUGUGAGCUCGAAACUGAUCUUUUACGAUCUCGUCCAGGACGGGGAGAAGUUGCAGGUUGUGGUUAACUGCGCGAGAGUCGGUGGGGAGAGGGAGGAAUUUAGGAGGAUCUCGAUGCUGACGAGGAUUGGUGACGUCGUUAGUUAGUCUUUGUCUAUUCCUUAACGUGAUUAUUGUUUUUAUGGGCUGACGGAAUUGUAUGGGAAAGGCGUGACGGGGUAUCCGGGCCGUACCAAGGCCGGCGAGCUCUCUAUCUUUGCGACGGCGCAUCUACAACUCCUUGCUCCCUCCCUCCACGCCCCCCCACAAGCAAUUUUGGACCCGGAAACGCGCUUCCAGAAUCGGCAUGUUGAUCUAAUGAUCCGGCCGGAAGCCGGACAAAUUCUCAGACUCCGCUCGCACAUCAUCCAACACAUCCGUGACUUCUUCAUCUCACGUGACUUCGUAGAAGUCCAGACGCCGAUACUGUCAGAUACUUUUGGCGGCGCGGUCGCAAAGCCCUUCCUAACGGAGGCCACGAGUACUUACCGCGGCAAGCAGCUGACCCUGCGUGUCGCCCCAGAGCUAUGGCUGAAGCGUCUAGUAAUCGGCGGCCUAGACCGUGUCUUUGAAAUAGGCGCGCAAUUUCGCAACGAGGGGAUCGACAACACACACAAUCCCGAGUUCACUACGUGCGAGUUCUACCAAGCGUACAUGGGACUGGAAGACAUCAUCAGCACGACGGAACAGCUGCUCUCUGGCAUGGCACGGAGGGUCUUGGAGUUGAAAGCGACCAAACUGAAAGACCUCCCAGAGAUAGCAACGGAUUUCACGGCGCCCUUCCAAAGACUUGAGUUUAUCCCGACGCUGGAGGCAGCUAUGGGACACAAAUUGCCCAUUUUGCACGGGAGCACCGAGGUUGUGACGCUAGAACUGCUCUCCCUCUUCAAGAUCCUCUCCCUCCCCCCACCUCCAAUACUAACCAUCCCCCGCCUCCUCGGCAAACUCUCCUCGGCGUACUUGGAACCGCAAUGCAUGGCACCAACGUUCAUAACAAACCACCCCGAAGCCCUCUCGCCUCUGUCAAAAACCAGCCUGGUGCACAACCAGCGUGUGUCCUUGCGCGUGGAGCUCUUUGUGGGCGGGAAAGAGUUGGUAAAUGCCUAUGAAGAGGAGAACUCGCCGACGGAACAGAGGCGCAAAUUUGUUAUGCAGGCCGGGUGGAAGGACGAGGAUGUUAUCGGGGGUGGGGAGGACGGGAAGGGGGUGGUCGACGAGGCCUAUUGCCAAGCGCUGGAGUGGGGCUUGCCGCCGACGGGCGGGUGGGGAAUCGGUAUUGAUCGGUUGGUUAUGAUCUUCGCGGGGGCCGAAAGGAUCACGGAGGUGUUGGCGUUCGGGGGCUUGAGGGGGGCGGUUAAUCUGGGGAGUGGAGCGCGGGAUGCGAAGAAGGAGGGGGAGGAAGGAGAGUAA